This is a messenger RNA of Vigna angularis (adzuki bean), 1600 nucleotides long. Its product is annotated as ethylene-responsive transcription factor ERN1. Lineage: Eukaryota; Viridiplantae; Streptophyta; Magnoliopsida; Fabales; Fabaceae. The coding region runs from base 263 to 1462 and encodes 399 amino acids. The record is from RefSeq and is a predicted model, not a curated record. Gene Ontology annotation, biological process: regulation of DNA-templated transcription. The transcript has a single exon. Gene Ontology annotation, molecular function: DNA-binding transcription factor activity; DNA binding.
CAAAUAUGUGGAACUAAUAACUGUGACUUGGUCAGAUCUAAAACUAAACCAGUUCAAAGAGCCACACACUUUGCACAUAUAAAAGCACAAACCAGCUAAGGCAAAAAACAUAGCAACCAAACUUCAGUUCCUUCUAACACUCACCCUUUAGUAUAAGCUUAACCAAAGUACCAAACCAAGCCAGCAUAGUAGUUAUUGCUCUCAAAGAAUCACCCUUUAAGCCUAAUCAAUUCAGGAAACCGAAAAAGCUCAAAAGGGGUAGAUGGCAAGGAAGAGAAAGGUUGGUGAAAUUGUAGAAGAGAGAAACAUAUGUGAGGGAACCAUGGCUUGGGAUGAGAUGAUGAAACAAGCUGCAGCACUUGGAGGAGUCCAAAGAGCCAGAAAGAGAUUUGUUGGGGUGAGGCAAAGGCCAUCAGGUAGAUGGGUGGCUGAGAUCAAAGACACCAUUCAGAAGAUCAGAGUGUGGUUGGGGACUUUUGACACUGCUGAGGAAGCUGCAAGAGCCUAUGAUGAGGCUGCAUGCUUGCUUAGAGGUGCAAACACAAGGACAAACUUCUGGCCAUGUUCUCAAUCUUCCACAAGUCCAGCACUUUCAUCAAAAAUCACAAAUCUCCUCCUUCAAAGGCUUAAAGAAAGGAACAACAACACUUGCUCCUCUUCCUCAUCCUCCACCUCCACCUCACUUCUCAUCAACCACCAACAUAUGCAACAAGAGGUUGAUGCAUAUGGUGAUGGAUCAACACAAUUCUCAAUUGACCAAUUCACUGACUUUCUCAAUGACCCUGAAGAUUAUAGCACCAGCAGCAAUGACUUCAUCAACAACAGUGCACAGAUUGACUACAUUACUAGCAGUUUUGAAUCAUGUUUGUCUGAAGAUGCAAAAGUGGAUGUGCAAUACAAAAGCAGCAUUGUGACACCACAGACUUCAAGUACUGAUGACAGCAACUCAGGAGUGGAGGACAGUGAAGAAGAAGGCACUGAUUUCAGGUUUCUAGACAACAUUGCUCCACCUGGUUACUAUUCUCCUUUUGAGAUGGCUGAAGAGAUGGAGGAGCCUGUGGAGGCAGAGAACUAUGGUGGUGAUGAGCCUUCAAUGCUCAGAGCUAUGAUGAAGAGAAUGACAUAUGAGAGGAAGUUCUCAGCUUCUCUCUAUGCCUUCAAUGGAAUACCUGAAUGCUUGAAGUUGAAACUUGAAUCAGCAAACAUGAAGGGAAGAGGAAUAAUAACUGAUCAAUUAACCAGCCUCCAAAUGGCCUGCAGCAAAAACAGGCUUGAGAAGAAUGAAGAGGAGAAAGAGUACAUGGCAACAAUGGAUGGGAAACAGGAAGAACAACACCAACAACAAACAACAACAACUGACAUGGAUUCUUCUAGUGUUGAUGGAGAACUGUUACUUUGGAAUUCACUAGAUCUUCCUCCAAUUUGCUUUGUUAACUUGCUAGAAAACGGUUCAUUCAAUUAGCAAUAUCAUUCAUUUUGUGUAACAUUAUUUAUGCUGAGAACAAUUCUAUUGUAACAUUAGGCUUUGUAGCAAGCAUGAAGUAAUAUCUUCUGCUAAUUGAAAUGCUUUAUAUUUUCUUAUUUUAUUCAUAGUUCUUAG